Messenger RNA from Uncinocarpus reesii 1704, 1668 nucleotides. Its product is annotated as pyruvate kinase. Gene Ontology annotation, molecular function: magnesium ion binding; pyruvate kinase activity; potassium ion binding. The record is from RefSeq and is a predicted model, not a curated record. Lineage: Eukaryota; Fungi; Ascomycota; Eurotiomycetes; Onygenales; Onygenaceae. Bases 1 to 1668 code for a protein of 555 amino acids. The transcript is spliced from 7 exons. Gene Ontology annotation, cellular component: cytoplasm. Gene Ontology annotation, biological process: glycolytic process.
AUGUCGCGUAACAACCAGAACACUUCCUCAUACAUGGCGAGCUCCCUAAGCCAUCUGUCCAACAGGAUGAAGCUGGAAUGGACUUCCAAGCUGAGCACCGAGUACCAGCCCGCAAAGAAUUAUCGGCGCACCUCCAUCAUCUGCACUAUUGGCCCAAAGACAAAUUCAGUGGAGACGAUCAAUAUCCUUCGCAAAGGUUUGACAACAAACAUCCGUUUCCAGCAUUCCUGUUUUCAUCCUAACAUCAAUUUUGUAGCCGGACUAAAUGUUGUUCGCAUGAAUUUCUCUCAUGGAACACAUGAGUACCAUCAAUCGGUCAUCAACAACGCAAAGCAAGCUGAGAGAACCCAAACUGGACGCCCUCUUGCCAUUGCACUUGAUACUAAAGGGCCGGAGAUUCGAACUGGUCUCACCCCGGAUAACAAGGAUAUUCCGAUUUCGGCUGGUACCGAGUUGAACAUAACCACCCAUGAUGACUUUGAGGCCAAAAGCGACAACAAGAAUUUAUACGUCGACUACAAGAAUAUCACCAAGGUGAUCCAGAAAGGCAAGCUCAUCUACGUCGAUGAUGGAGUGCUGUCGUUUGAAGUUCUCGAUGUUGUGGACGACCAAACGCUCCGUGUCAAGUGUCUCAAUAACGGUACCAUCUCAUCCAAGAAAGGCGUAAACCUUCCCGGCACCGAUGUUGAUCUUCCCGCUCUUUCCGAAAAGGACAUCGAUGAUAUCAAGUUUGGUGCGAAAAACAAAGUUGAUAUGAUUUUUGCCUCUUUCAUCCGCCGCGGUGAAGAUAUUAGGCGCAUUCGUGAGGUCCUGGGAGAGGAAGGCCACGAGAUUCAAAUCAUAGCGAAGAUCGAAAAUCAACAAGGCGUCAAUAACUUUGAUGAGAUUUUGGAAGAGGCAGACGGCGUGAUGGUGGCCCGUGGAGAUUUGGGCAUUGAAAUUCCAGCACCAAAGGUUUUUAUUGCCCAAAAGAUGAUGAUCGCCAAAUGCAACAUCAAGGGGAAACCAGUCAUCUGCGCGACACAGAUGCUCGAGUCCAUGACCUACAAUCCUCGCCCAACACGCGCCGAAGUUUCCGAUGUCGCCAAUGCGGUCCUUGAUGGGGCGGACUGCGUGAUGCUCUCUGGCGAGACUGCCAAGGGUAACUAUCCAAGGGAAGCAGUGGCCAUGAUGCACGAGACAUGCCUCCAGGCCGAAGUUGCCAUCCCAUACUUUAGUGUCUUUGAUGAACUUCGCAACCUCUGCCCAAGACCAGCCGACACUGUCGAAUCCAUCGCUAUGGCAGCCGUCUCCGCAAGUCUUGAACUGAAUGCAGGCGCAAUCCUGGUGCUGACCACAAGUGGGCUUACUGCUCGUCUCCUGUCCAAGUAUCGCCCGGUGUGCCCAAUUAUCAUGGUCACUCGCAAUGAGGCUGCUGCUCGGUACUCACAUCUCUACCGCGGCGUGUACCCAUUCUUUUUCCCCGAGAAGAAACCCGAUUUCAACAUCAAGAUCUGGCAAGAGGAUGUCGACCGCCGCCUCAAAUGGGGUAUCGCCCAGGGCCUCAAGCUCGAAAUUAUCUCCAAGGGCGACUCUGUCGUCUGUGUUCAGGGAUGGCGUGGAGGCCAAGGACACACCAACACCAUCCGCGUCGUUCCAGCUGAACCCAACUUGGGCCUUGCGGAAUAA